CCCAAAAACUUUUUUUGUUUUCUCGGGUGAAAAUGGACCAUUUCCCUUCCUCCUUUUGCUUGGGAAGAAACUUGCCCGAACCUCCAAAUUGAAGCUUGCGACGGACAGCCAUACUUGAACGCUCAAGGUUCUCGCCAGUAGCCAUACCAGAACGACGCACCAGACUGAAGCUCGCAAUUUCUCGUCUCCCAUUUCUCUCUACCGAUCUCAUUUUAAACCAUUUUCAGUUUCAGAUUCUGCACACUACUGGGUUACAGUUGCUGGUGAAAAACUAUGGAAACCUUAACUUCCACAUCCAAUUCUUGUCCCUCAACUCCCCGUUGGAAUCUCGAGAGGCCAUUUCUCACUGGACGUUUCCACCAGGAAGCAAAGGCUACUUCUCGUUUUGCUGAAUUGAAAUUGGAUUCUUUCAGUAAUGGGGGGCUGGAAAAGGCCAUUGGCUGUUAUGAUGCUGCAAUUCAGGAACUUAUUGUAAUUGAUGAUCUCCUUUCUGCCCUGCUUGGAGUUGAGGGACGCUAUAUUUCAAUCAAAAGACUUCACGGCAAAGAGGAUGAAGUUUCUUUCCUGGUUGAUGCAUCUAUGGAUUUGGCUCUCCAGGAGUUGGCAAAAAGAAUAUUUCCUCUGUGUGAGAGCUUUCUGAUUAUUAAUCUGUUUGUUGAAUCAAGAUCUCAGUUCAAGAAGGGCUUAGUUAAUCAUGCCUUUGCUGCUGCACUUAGAGCUCUCCUUCUAGAUUACCAAGCAAUGGUAGCCCAGCUUGAGCACCAGUUUCGACUUGGUAGACUUUCCAUCCAAGGAUUGUGGUUUUACUGUCAGCCUAUGAUGGGUUCCAUGCAAGCAUUAUCUGCAGUGACUCGGCAGGCUUCAGCUAAUGAUUUUGCAGGUUCUGCAGUUCUUAACCUCUUACAGAGCCAGGCCAAGGCUAUGGCUGGUGAUAAUGCAGUGAGGUCUUUGCUGGAGAAGAUGACACAGUGUGCAAGCAAUGCUUACCUUGGUAUAUUAGAAAGAUGGGUUUAUGAGGGAGUUAUUGAUGAUCCUUAUGGUGAAUUUUUCAUUGCGGAAAACAAAUCUCUACGGAAGGAGAGCCUCAAUCAAGAUUAUGACACAAAGUAUUGGAGGCAACGCUAUAGUCUGAAGGAUGGAAUUCCUACCUUUCUUGCAAAUAUAGCAGGGAUGAUAUUGACGACAGGAAAAUAUUUAAAUGUCAUGAGAGAGUGUGGGCAUAAUGUUCAGGUACCUGUUUCAGAAAAUUCAAAGUUAAUGAGUUUUGGCUCAAAUCAUCAGUAUUUGGAGUGUGUAAAAGCUGCUUAUGACUUUUCCAGUAGUGAGCUAUUAAAACUUAUUAAAGAAAAGUAUGACCUAAUGGGGAAGCUGAGAUCAAUUAAGCAUUACCUGCUGCUUGAUCAGGGUGAUUUCUUGGUUCAUUUUAUGGACAUUGCUCGAGAUGAACUUUCAAAAAAGCUUGAUGAGAUUUCUGUAGAGAAGUUGCAGUCUCUACUGGAUGUUGCCUUACGCACCACAGCGGCUGCAGCAGAUCCUUGUCAUGAGGAUUUAACAUGUUGUGUGGAAAGAACGUCAUUACCCAAAAGCUUGCGUGCACUUAAGGAUCUUGGUGACAAUACAACUAUUCCUGAUAGCAAUGAUCAGGAAGAACCCAUGGGCAUUACUGGUCUUGAGGCAUUUUCUUUAAGUUACAAGGUUAGAUGGCCGUUGUCUAUUGUUAUAUCAUGGAAAUCUCUAUCAAAGUACCAGCUGAUUUUUCGCUUUCUUUUCCACUGCAAACAUGUGGAACGUCAGCUUUGUGGGGCAUGGCAAGUGCAUCAAGGGGUUCGUUCGCUUGAUAUCCGCGGUACUUCCAUCUCAAGAUCAUCCUUACUCUGCCGUGCAAUGCUUAAAUUUAUUAAUAGCCUUCUUCAUUAUUUGACCUUUGAGGUUCUUGAACCCAAUUGGCACGUAAUGCACAACCGGAUUCAGACUGCGAAGAGUAUUGAUGAGGUUAUCCAACAUCAUGAUUUCUUCCUUGACAAGUGCCUCCGAGAAUGUUUGCUUUUGUUGCCACAAUUGCUUAAGAAGGUGGAGAGGUUGAAAUUGCUUUGCCUGCAAUAUGCAGCAGCUACUCAGUGGUUGAUUUCAUCCUCCAUUGACCUAUGUAGGCCGGAGGAAUCAUCCGAUAGUGCUAUCAGUUCUGAAAAAGUCAAGCAAUGGAAUGGAAGAACUCCCAAGGGCGCGAAGCUAACCACCAACAACUCGGCUGUCUCCGAGUCUGUCAUUAAAUUUGAGAAGGAGUUCAAUUCUGAGCUUCAGAGUUUGGGACCGAUUCUGAGUAAAAGUUCCCAGGCUGAGCCAUAUUUAACUCACCUUGCUCAGUGGAUUCUUGGCAUUGAAAUGACAAAUAGGUUUUGAAUUUCUUCCUUACUGUAAUUUUACAGAAUUGAUAAAGGUCUAGGAAACUAAAAUGUUUGGAUUAUUGUGGUUCCCAGUAUGUUUGUACCAUCUUACGUGCACUACGAGUCGAGUUUUUACAUGGCAAUGUGGUUCAUUCAUAUUUGUGAGUUAGAAAGACUAUUUUUUUUAGUACAGCAAAGGUAAGGUGCGAAGAUUUGAAUCUCCAAUCUCAAAGAAAUAAGCUAUAUGUCUUUACCGUUGAGCUA
This is a messenger RNA of Momordica charantia (bitter melon), 2648 nucleotides long. NCBI's taxonomy places the organism in Eukaryota, Viridiplantae, Streptophyta, Magnoliopsida, Cucurbitales, Cucurbitaceae. The record is from RefSeq and is a predicted model, not a curated record.